This is a messenger RNA of Hyla sarda, 3604 nucleotides long. RefSeq names its product zinc finger protein 271-like. NCBI's taxonomy places the organism in Eukaryota, Metazoa, Chordata, Amphibia, Anura, Hylidae. Gene Ontology annotation, biological process: regulation of DNA-templated transcription. The record is from RefSeq and is a predicted model, not a curated record.
GCCCGGGGCCCCCACCUCUCUCCCUGAUACAUGAGGAAAGGGAUGAACAAAAGAUUCUAGAACUCAUUAACAAGAUGAUGGAGCUACUGACUGGAGAGGUUCCUAUAAGGUGUCAGGACGUGGCGGUCUAUUUCUCCAUGGAGGAGUGGGAGUAUGUAGAAGGACACAAGGAUCAGUACAAGGAUCAGGUCAUGAUGGAGGAUCAGCAGCCCCUCACAUCACCAGUCAGAUCCAGUAAGAGAACAGCACCAGAGAGGUGUCCCCGUCCUCUUCUUCCACAGGAUGAUCAGGGAGAAGAUCUGAACAAUAUUAAUGCUCCAGAGACAGAUGUGAGCGGUGAUGAGCAGUAUGAGGAGAACAUUCCUACAGAGAAAGAUCUGAUCUAUAUUAAAGCUACAGACAUAAAGGAAGAAGAAGAGACAGAUGUAAGCAGUAAUGAGCAGUAUAAGGAGGACAUUCCCACUGAGAAAGAUCUGAUCUAUAAUAAUGCUACAGACAUAAAGGAAGAAGAAGAAGAAGAGACAGAUGUGAGCGGUAAUGAGCAGUAUAAGGAGGACAUUCCUGCAGGGAAAGAUCUGAUCGAUGUUAAUCCUACAGACAUAAAGGAAGAAGAAGAGACAGAUGUGAGCAGUGAUGAGCAGUAUAAGGAGGAUAUUCCUACAAAGAAAGAUCUGAUCUAUAUUAAAGCUACAGACAUAAAGGAAGAAGAGGAGACAAAUGUGAGCUGUGAUGAGCAGUAUAAGGAGGACAUUCCUUCAGGUAAUCACCCAGAUUCUUGUAGCAGGAGAUCAGAGGAGAAUCUUAUAUCUUCAGAUUAUAAAGCAGAUGAUGAUAUCACACAAGAUACAUAUGAAGAACAUUCCAUUAUCCCAGAUACACCCUCAGCCCUUCACAGCCAAGAUCUCUCAUCUCAUCCUUAUAUACAGGUCCUGUCUUCUCAGUCAUCACAGGAUGUUAAGGAGAAAAGUUACAGAAGGGGUGUUGGACAUCAACGAGCUCAGAAAUCAUAUUUAUGCUCAGAAUGUGGGAAAUGUUAUUCUUCUAAAGUACGUCUUGUUCAGCAUCAAAGAACUCACACAGGAGAGAAGCCAUUUUCAUGCUCAAAAUGUGGCAAAUGUUUUACUUUUAAAUCAAGUCUUGUUCAACAUCAAAGAACUCACACAGAAGAGAAGCCAUUUCCAUGCUCAAAAUGUGGCAAAUGUUUUACUUUUAAAUCAAGUCUUGUUGUACAUCAAAGAACUCACACAGGAGAGAAGCCAUUUUCAUGCUCAGAAUGUGGAAAAUGUUUUACUCAGAAAUCAGACCUUGUGGUACAUCAAAGAACUCACACAGGAGAGAAGCCAUAUUCAUGUUCAGAAUGUGGGAAAUGUUUUACUGAUAAAUCAAGUCUUCUGAAACAUCAGAAAACUCACACAGGAGAGAAGCCAUUUCCAUGCUCAGAAUGUGGGAAAUGUUUUACUGAUAAAUCAAGUCUUCUGAAACAUCAGAAAACUCACACAGGAGAGAAGCCAUUUUUAUGCUCAGAAUGUGGGAAAUGUUUUACUCAUCAUUCAGGUCUUAUUAAGCAUAAAAGAACUCACACAGAGGAGAAGCCAUUUUCAUGUUCAGAAUGUGGGAAAUGUUUUACUCGUCAUUCAAGUCUUUAUAGGCAUAAAAUAACUCACACAGGAGAGAAGCCAUUUUCAUGCUCAGAAUGUGGGAAAUGUUUUACUGACAAAUCAAAUCUUGUUAUACAUCAAAGAACUCACACAGGGGAGAAGCCAUUUUCAUGUUCACAAUGUGGGAACUGCUUUACUAAGAAAUCACAUCUUGUUAGACAUCAAAUAAUUCACACAGGGGAGAAGCCAUUUUCAUGUGCAGAAUGUGGGAAAUGUUAUACUCAGCAAUCACAUCUUGUUAAACAUCAACAAGCUCAUACAGAAAAGAAACCAUAUUCAUGCUCAGAAUGUGGGAAAUGUUUUACUAAGAAAUCAGAUCUUGUUAAACAUCAAAUAACUCACACAGUGGAGAAGCCAUUUUCAUGUUCAGAAUGUGGGAAAUGUUUUCCUUUUAAAUCAGGUCUUGUUAUACAUCAAAGAACUCACACAGGAGAGAAGCCAUUUUCAUGUUCAGAAUGUGGAAAAUGUUUUAGUCAGAAAUCAGACCUUGUUCAUCAUCAAAGAACUCACACAGGAGAGAAGCCAUUUUCAUGUUCAGAAUGUGGGAAAUGUUUUCCUUUUAAAUCAGGUCUUGUUGUACAUCAAAUAACUCAACGGGAGAAGCCAUUCUCAUGUUCAGAAUGUGGAAAAUGUUUUAGUCUUCAAUCAAAUCUUGUUCAACAUCAAAGAACUCACACAGAGGAGAAGCCAUUUUUAUGUUCAGAAUGUGGGAAAUGUUUCUCUCACAAAUCAAGUCUUGUUAAACAUCAAAUAUCUCACACAGAGGAGAAGCCAUUUUCAUGUGCAGAGUGUGGGAAACAUUUUACCCAGAAAUCCUAUCUUGUUGAACAUCAAAGAACUCACACAGGGGAGAAGCCAUUUUCAUGUGCAGAAUGUGGGAAAUGUUUUGUUCAGAAAUCCGAUCUUGUUAAACAUCAAAGAACUCACACAGGGGAGAAGCCAUUUUCAUGUGCAGAAUGUGGGAAAUGUUUUACUCAGAAAUCAGACCUUGUUGUACAUCAAAGAACUCACACAGGAGAGAAGCCAUUUUCAUGUUCAGAAUGUGGGAAAUGUUUUACUCAGAAAUCAGAUCUUGUUCAUCAUCAAAGAACUCACACAGGAGAGAAGCCAUUUUUAUGUUCAGAAUGUGGGAAAUGUUUCUCUCACAAAUCAAGUCUUGUUAAACAUCAAAGAUCUCACACAGAGGAGAAGCCAUUUUCAUGUGCAGAGUGUAGGAAACUUUUUACCCAGAAAUCCUAUCUUGUUGAACAUCAAAGAACUCACACAGGGGAGAAGCCAUUUUCAUGUGCAGAAUGUGGGAAAUGUUUUGCUCAGAAAUCAGAUCUUGUUAAACAUCAAAGAACUCACACAGGGGAGAAGCCAUUUUCAUGUGCAGAAUGUGGGAAAUGUUUUACUCAGAAAUCAGACCUUGUUGUACAUCAAAGAACUCACACAGGAGAGAAGCCAUUUUCAUGUCCAGAAUGUGGGAAAUGUUUUUGUUUUAAAUCAGGUCUUGUUGUACAUCAAAGAACUCACACAGGAGAGAAACCCUUUCCAUGUUCAGAAUGUGGAAAAUGUUUUAUUCAGAAAUCAGACCUUGUUGUACAUCAAAGAACUCACACAGGAGAGAAGCCAUUUUCAUGUGCAGAAUGUGAAAAAUGUUUUGCUGAUAAAUCACAUCUUGUCAGACAUCAAAGGAUUCACACAGGAAAGAAGCCAAUUUAGAGUAAUAUAUAUUAACAAUGUGCACAGGAUAGUUGACAGAUAUAUAUAUAAGUUUUUUCCCUUGUUUUUUAUUUCAACAACAAUUAAACAAUUAUACAUUCCAUAUAAAAUCACAUUUCCAUUUUUCUUUGUCAAUUAUCACAAUUUCUUAAAAUUUUUCCUAUAUACCCCUCCCCCUAUACAUCUCUCCAAUCUGGUUCCAGUGCCCUGUCUGACCCUCGCCAUCUAAAUAUAUCUUUUGC